This is a messenger RNA of Oncorhynchus tshawytscha (Chinook salmon), 2155 nucleotides long. Its product is annotated as ephrin-A2-like. The record is from RefSeq and is a predicted model, not a curated record. Gene Ontology annotation, cellular component: plasma membrane. Gene Ontology annotation, molecular function: ephrin receptor binding. Gene Ontology annotation, biological process: axon guidance; ephrin receptor signaling pathway; osteoclast differentiation. Bases 1471 to 2154 code for a protein of 227 amino acids. The transcript has 4 exons. Lineage: Eukaryota; Metazoa; Chordata; Actinopteri; Salmoniformes; Salmonidae.
AAACGAGCAGUGAGGAGAUUCUGGCAGCAGCGGGAGCUGAGAAUCAGAUUCACCACGAGGAGUGUUGUCACCGUGAGAGACUGUUGGAAGGAUCGCCACGUUAUUCACUCUGUCGGUCUGUCUCUCUGCCAGUCUGUGUGUGUCUCUGCCAGUCUGUGUGUGUGUCUCUGCCAGUCUCUGUGUGUUGAUCCGUAAAGAACACUGUGGAGUGUGGACCAUGAAGCCGAAUUGAAUUUUACAUCCAAAUCAGCAGAAACAGACAGAAGAGGAACUUGGGACGGGAGGAGCGUGAUAGUUGGUUAUCUCUGACAAAAACGAGCAGCAAUAACAGGACCCAACCAGCCACUCUCACUGAGGAAACGAUUAACCUGUCGUGGUUUAUUGACCCGAACGGACAUCUGAAGAAUAUUCAAAUGGACCUCCCUUAAUAAAGGGAGGUGUUCAGGACCAGAUAGAAACUGGUCAGUACUGAAACAUCUUACAGAGGAACCUUCAGCACCAAAACAGAAUCUGUUAGUGGGGAAACUGGUCAGUACCAAAACAUCUUACAGAGGAACCUUCAGCACCAAAACAUAAUUUCUCACUGAAGAAAGUGUUCAGUACCAAAACAACUCCCUGAGGAAACUGUUACGAACCAAUAUAUCUCUUACUGAAGACAGUUCAGUCCCAGCGAGCUGAGGGAAGUCAGGAUGUUUGGUCCCCGGACGACAUUAAACCCAGAUUGGAUUUGGCUUCGCGUCUCUUUGUGGAGUGGAGGAGAGGAGUGGAGAGAAGAGGUUUCUUUCUAUUUGUACUGAUGGUGUGUGAUCGAAAGAGAGAGGACGACAUCGUGAGAUGGCUGAUAAUGCAUCAACGCCAGCAUUUAUAGAAAUACAGAAAUAUGUCAAAUAAUAACAAUCACCGUAAUCUGUCAAAUAAUAACAAUCACCGUAAUCAAUCAUCAAUGAACAGACAGUCGACUUAAGAUAAACGCGUGGAUUCAGGAGAAUGAAAGUCACUAGUUUGGAUGUCAUAUUCAGGGGAGCACAUGUUGUACAAUGGGAGGACAAGUCUCAGACCCUGGCAAGAACAUAGACACUCUUCCUGUAUUGAUUGAGAUUGAGUGAUUUGCGCAACAUGCAUGCGCAACAGGUUAGGUUUGGGCAUGCUAGCGAUUGGUUAGGGUAAGGUUAGCUUUAGGCAUGCUAGCAAAGUGUUCAAGGUUCAGAAUAAACAAAAGCACGCCAAAACAACACACCUGGAUCCAAACCGCAUUACAAAGCCCUGGAUUCAAAGUCCUGCCCACUACGACCUCUGCCACCCUGUUUCCACUAACAGGCUGGAGCAAUCGGAAUGGAAUGGGAUCUUUGAAUGCCCAGACACUGAUUGAGACGGUCCAUGUCCUGGAUAUUCCAACUCAACUGUAAGCUAACAUAACCAGCAAACACUACUGUGGAGGUGGAUCUAACAAGCAGACUUCAAGUGGACACUAUGAUGUUGUGUGUAACUGGUUGGAGGAGUGUGAGGUGGACGGCUCGGCCUGGUCAGAGGAGCGUGUGUACGUGUGUGACGCAGGUGGUUCUGAUGUGUCUGACCAUCCUGUCUUCCUGUCUGUCCGUCUGGGCUGAAGACCAGAUCAUCUUUGACCACCAUGCUGUCUACUGGAACAGCACGAACCCCAGGUUCCACCAUGACUACAGGGUUGCGGUCAAUAUAAAUGACUACCUCGACAUCUACUGUCCAUUCUACACCAACGGCCCUCCGGCUCACGGUCGAAUGGAACGCUAUAUCCUGUUCAUGGUCAACCACGAGGGGUACACUUCCUGUCAACACAGGAUGAGGGGGUUCAAACGUUGGGAGUGCAACCGUCCUACUGGUCCUGACGGUCCCCUGCGCUUCUCAGAAAAGUUCCAGCUGUUUACGCCUUUCUCCCUGGGCUUCGAGUUCAGGCCAGGACAUGAAUACUACUAUAUCUCGUCUCCUCAUCCCAACCAUGUAGGGAGGCCGUGUCUGAGGCUGAAGGUGUAUGUCAGACCCCCAGGCAGUUCAGGGUUUGACUCUCCAGAGCCCUUUCUGACUGAUGGAGCUGCAGACUGGAGCCCAGAGUCCCUGCUAGCCCCAGCCCUAAUACCCUGCCUGGCCUCACUGCUACUGGGCUUCCUCUCAUCGCUGUGAC